Messenger RNA from Aspergillus fijiensis CBS 313.89, 636 nucleotides. RefSeq lists its product as uncharacterized. The coding region runs from base 126 to 359 and encodes 77 amino acids. The transcript is spliced from 2 exons. The record is from RefSeq and is a predicted model, not a curated record. Lineage: Eukaryota; Fungi; Ascomycota; Eurotiomycetes; Eurotiales; Aspergillaceae.
AAGGAGGAGCCCAAGAAGGAGGAGGUUACCCCCGCUGAGGAGGGUGUCCUUGGUUACAAGGCCCCCGGUCUGGUCAAGUAAGGCGCCAAUUGUCGCAUUGUGAGGUUCGCAUGCAGUGACUAAUCAUGGGUUAUCACAACAGGGGUCUGCGUUUUGCUAAGCGCUUCUUCUACUUCCACGAUGACGCUGUCGAGGCCAAGCAGCUGUCCGCCUUCCACCAGAACGAGAAGCCUGCUGUCGCCAACCCCAUCGCUGCUUGGGCUAGCCAGACCGGCAAGGGUCUCCUUUUCUUGACCAAGCGCGCCGAGGACAAGGCUACCCCGGCUGGUAUCUUCAACCUGGUCAGUACUUGGAAAUAGGUAAUUUGAGAUAAGUGAGUGGUGAUGCUGACUGAGUUCACAGUCGGAGGUCUCCGAUAUCGCCAAGGAGGGUGCCAACGAGUUCCACUUCAAGGUCAACGGCAACAAGCACACCUUCCAGGCUGCCAGCGGCGCUGAGCGUGACGGCUGGGUGCUCGCUCUCGAGACCAAGGCUGCCGAGGCCAAGGCCGAGAAGGAGACUAUCGUCGCCAGCGAGGGCUACAAGGCCGAGGUUCUUUAGACAAGCCUGCUGUUGCUGAGCCCGUCAAGAAGGCUG